CUGGCCGGGUGGCUGAGAGGAGCUCUCGCGCCGAGGUCCCGCCGCCGCCGCCGCCGCCCGCCCCGGCCUGGCCAUGGCCGGCCGCUCGCUCCUGCUGCUGGCCGCCGCCCUCGCCGCCCUGCUCGGGAGAGGAUAUGGAGAUGAUUUUGAUGACUUCAGUUUAGCAGAUGCACUUGAUGACAGUCCAACCAAGCGACCUCCUCCCACAUUGCCCAAAAAGCCAUCAGGCAGAACAGGAUAUGGGGAUGGUUUGGAUGAUUUCAGUUUGUCAGAUGCACUGGAUGACCUUCCCACCAAGCGACCUCCUCCCAAGUUGCCCAAAAAGCCAUCGGGCAGAACAGGGGACUUCGAUUUAUCUGACUACUUUGACACCCCACUGGAGACUACAACAAAACCAGGAAAGGCAACCACUAAACCCUAUCCAAAGAAGCCAGAUGAUAUUAGUUUAUGGGAUGUGAUCCACACCACCACAACCAAGAAGCCAAAAACCACCAAGGCCCCACCCAAAAAGAAUCCAGCAAAGGAUCCUGCGGACUUUGACUUAUCCGAUGCACUAGAUGAUCAGAAUGAUGGGAAAGGCGGUGGGAAACCAAAUGUAAAACCUGGUGAAGGCUCGAAAGGUAAAGGUAGCCCUUCAAGAGGUGGAAAACAGGCAUUUUCAGAUGACGAUCUGGCUGGGGUUCUGGACGAUGGGGAGUACCGUCCUGAUAAGAAGAAAGGUGGCAGCGACUACGAUGCAGGCACCACCGCCGAGACUGGGACAAUAGCAGGAAUAGCCAGUGCUCUUGCCAUGGCAUUGAUCGGUGCUGUCUCUAGUUACAUUUCCUAUCAGCAAAAGAAGUUUUGCUUCAGCAUACAACAGGGUCUUAACGCAGAGUACGUGAAAGGAGAAAACACAGAAGCUGUUGUAACUGAAGAACCUCAAGUUAAAUAUUCAGCCCUAGAAACACAGUCAGCAGAGCCGCUGCCACCACAAGACAAUGCGAAGGUCUAAAGCAUGGCCUUGGGCUGGAAGAGAAUCAGUCAGCGACAGACACACACACACGCUUGUAAUUCAGCUUUUUAUUUAAUUUGGAUCCAAGCUAUUUAAUGUGUAUUUAGACUAGAAGUGGCUUCUUGUUGAUAUAGGCUGUAGGGCUAGAAUGUCAGUGUCUUUUUAUUUUUUUGUAAAGAGUUGUAUGUUUACAUCAAAUUUAAAAAUGUAGGAUUGAUUUCACAUUGUGUACAAGAUAACAAAAGGUGCUUCAGUAGCCUUCCAAGCGACAGUUAGGAUUUUCACUUUUGGGACAAGUAGCUGGGAUAAUGUCUUUUUCAAAGAGUGCCAGAGUGUACAGGUGUGAGGACGAUGAAGUGCCUGUAAAAUAACAAUCCAAAGCAAACCAUGCGAGAACCUUUGUAAAUCACUUCCAGCCAAUUUCUGCUAUCAGCUAGGCACAUGCAGUGUCAGCAAUGAAAAUUGUGUGUGCAGCUGAGGGUAGAUUUUGCUCCUUAGAGUAGCUACACCUAAAAAUAAAGUGCCUGUGGGUAGAUCCUCAUUUAGGGGCCCUGCCAGGGCGGGGUAACAAAUGCCUCUGCUCAUUGGAGUCAUGGAGUUGAGAGUGCACAUCAUCUCACAGUACUAGGCUUCUACCCACCUUUAAGGACCUGAUGUUGAUACCAGAUAACAGUACAGAUAAUUGCGGUAUGGGAUUUUGACAGGUCACACUGCCAUACAUGGUUGUGUCUGAGAUCGGCAUUGAGCCUCGAGUUCCAGGGUUUGGCUAUGACAACACUGAAACUUCUGCAUAGUCGCUGAGAUUAACUGAAAACUGUGCACACUUGUAUGGAUUUAGGGACAGGUUCAGAUCUCAUUAACACCGGAGCCACUUGAAUUCAGAGAGAGCGAAGUUAAAACUGAUUGAGUUUUUUUAAAAAGAUCAGGUAAUUAACCUGUGAAACUCUGCCACAAGAUAGCCAUUAAAAGAUUAGCAGAAUUAAAAAACCCAACUAUUUAUUAUGGCUGAUGAGCACAUCCAUAGUUAUUUUACCCAGGGGGAAAGGGGGAUAUAAAGCCUCAUGCUUCAGGGCAUAAGCUAACCUCCGAGAAUGGUUAGGAAGAAACUGCCACUGACGGGGUAGUUAUGUAGAAUUAUCUUCUGUGGGGUUUCUUACACCUUCCUCUGAAGCAUUGGAUGCUGGCCACUAACAGGACACUGUACUCUAGCUGAAGCAGUGCUCUGCUCUGUGGUCCUGUUUAACUGAAGUGUAACUGAGAUUGAUUCUGGCCUCUGGUAUCUUGACCAUCACUUGUUACAACUUCUUUUUUUCUUUAUGCUCCUUGCAUGUGGACACUGUUACAUGCCAAUACAUUUUUCAAAAUUAGCUGAAUUAGGAAAAGGAGGCUUUGAAACAAAGGAAAACUCUUCACUUUCUCAAGUGAAAAAGGUACAAAGUGUUUAUAGAAUCAGGACAUGCGUACAUUUUGUAAUGUUUUGCAAAACUCCCCAUUAUGUGAAUGGGAAGCAGCAGCUGAGUAAGAGUGUCUAGUUUUCAGUUUGAUGUACAAACUCAGUUUUCAUGAAGGGAUUUACAUGGGGCCUUGCCUGUAGGUAUUUGUAUAAGCCUAGGGACAUUUUUGUGUAACAAUCUAAUUUAAAGGAAAUUACCUAGUAGCAUUGUAAAUGUUUUGCAGCAGCUGUACAAUUCCUUAUGCUCUGUUUUUUUUGACACAUGCAUAUCAAAAGCCUUAUAAUAGCUUUACAGGCAGAAAUGUAUUGUUUUAUAAAUGUGUUUGUAUUACAAAACAAAAUGUAAUAAGCUGUUUCCAAAGUUCUCAUUUAACUAUUGGCUUCUAUGGAAAAAUAGACAAGGAAUACAGCAUUCAAGUUUGCUUAGGUACUCUAGAGUAGUUUUAUGAUGGAGGAAAUGUGGUUUGUAGAAUUUCGAAGAGCACAUAAAGAAACCCAGACACUAACGAAGCCACAAAGCUGAAUUCAUAUGACUGUAUAUUUCCAAAUAGUGUAGUUUCUUUCUUUCUUAGCCAAACAUGUUUGAAAGCUGUAGUAUAAAAGCAUUUUUAGAUAAUAUUAGAAAUAAAGGUUACUGUAGGGCACUGGUACAACACCAGGAGCCAUUUUCUUGGGUAGAUCAAGUGAACAUAAUUCCAUUUUCAUUUUUACUGAUGAAAGAAGGUGGUUUGAUGAGUAUAGAUUGUCAUAUUUUGUUGCAUUUCUAUUACUGCUCUGUACAUUCCCUGUUUGUGUCUACUGUACAGUGGACUGACGUAUUCAAGAUUGCUUACUUUAGGAGAGACCACUUAACCCUUGCAGGGAAAGUGUUUAAAAACUAGAACAUCUGAGACCUGUUAAUAAUUCACAGAUAUAGCAAUUUUCUAUUUUAAAGUAGUUUCUCUGAGAAGAAUACCAGAUUUGAGAACUCAGAAGUAGAUUGCACAGAAGCUGCUUUUUCCCCCACAGCCUUUUCUAUGAUUCUGGUAAACAGUUAUGCCUUAAUGUAUCAGAAAAAGUAUGUAUAUGCACGGCCGAACUCCUGUUCCAAGUUUACAAUAGCAUAAUUUGGGGUCUAGGAGAAGGAGGGCUUUAAAGAGGAGACUACCGCCUGAUGUUACAUUAAAAAAAAGUAAGCCUUAGCCCCAGGCCUAUCUUUAAAAAGGUUAGCAAAUUGGACAAAAAAUCCAAACAAAUCUAGGACCCUUAUGAUGUACUAGAUAUCAAAGUAAAGAACAAUCGCUCUAUUUUUUGUUGCAUUCUUUCCCCCAAUCCUUCAUCUCUGGCUUGUCUGUUCAAUCUCUGGAGGGGCAGCCACCAUCUGUACAGCACCUUGAGUAAUUUUUAUUUGUCACUUCCCAGUACGAUGCAAGUUAUAUUUUACUUUAUACUCCAGGGGAAUUUGAUAGGGCUGUUCCUUCCCUACUAAAGACCUUCAUGAUUAAAAACAGGUGACAACUUAAAAAAAAGCCCUGCACUGAAACCCUGCAAACAUGAUCUCAGCCACAUUCCCCUUUAAAGUAUCUGGAGAAAAAUAUUUGCAAGUCGAAAGUGGUAGGAUACAGGGAAAGUGUGACAUGGCUCAAUGCUAAGUGAAAUUAUUUCAUUUUCUUUUAGUCCAAAAUAUAGCUGAGGCCCUGCUAGAAGGUUACAUAGUGCCUGGGCUGUGGCCACGUGCUCACCCCACCCUGCUUUAGUAGGUUAACUGAGCCCACUUCUAAUUAGAGAAAAGUCCAAUAGUGUUCUGUACAUACAUGAAACGGAUCCUUGACAAGAAGCCCUCUCUAGUCACAUAAAGCUUUGGGUUUGUUACUGGAUUAGUGAUGUGCAUUUUCUUUUGGUAAAGUUGUAAUUCUCCUUUCAAGCCCGAGAAUUGUGACAUUCGGUUUUGACUUGACACUUUUUACGACUCCUUCGGACGCUCUGUUAAAAUCCCCCAUUUUCAUGUAACCCAAUAGUACAUAUUCUUAAUGACUUAUUUUGUUGUGGUAAAAGUGGAAUUAGUCCAUGAGAAAAAACAUUUAAAAUUAAGAAAACAUUAAGAAUUGAAGUGGAAAGACAGUCUCGGCUGUUAAAAAUUGCUUCUGUGACAAAUGAUGUUCAGAAACAAUAUGGAUGAAAUUAGAUAAAGAGUAAAUUAUUUCUUUGAAUGAAAUCUUCAUUUAAAAAGCAAGGCAUACAGUUUACUAAGGCAGAAUUGAUCUGUACCAAAUGAAAUUUGUGUAUUAUGCUGUGAAAAGGCAGACUCAUUUUGCUAAAGUACAUAUAAGGCUUACAGGGAAAAUCAGAAUUUGAUUGCUGAACUACCAUUGGAAAACUAUGAAUAAAACAGACUACUCAUACAGUGA
This is a messenger RNA of Caretta caretta (loggerhead turtle), 4834 nucleotides long. It is a transcript of the gene CD99L2, whose product is annotated as CD99 molecule like 2. NCBI's taxonomy places the organism in Eukaryota, Metazoa, Chordata, Testudines, Cheloniidae. The record is from RefSeq and is a predicted model, not a curated record.